AUGUUUUUCAUCCGGCAACUCCAGCGCGAGAUCUCAAUCCACCCGUCGUUCUUCGGGAGGGAUAUGGAGGACCGGCUGAAAGAUGAGUUGUACAGCUCUAUGGAGGGUACCUGUAAUGGCGAAUACUACAUCAUUUGUGUCAUGGACAUCACAAAUUUAUCAGAGGGCAAGGUAAAACUCGGUCGAGGCGAGGCCAACUUUGUCAUUGAUUACCGCGCCAUUGUCUGGAAGCCAUUCAAGGGCGAAACGGUCGACUGCGCGGUCGUUAAUGUCAAAUCUCAAGGCCUCGUUUGCGAAGUUGGGCCGAUGAAUAUCUUUGUGAGCGAAAGACAGAUGGCCCCUGAUAUGAAAUACAACGGAACCGCCACUCCUCCCAAUUAUUCAAACAACUCAGGCGACACGAUCGAAAAGGGUUCGGCGGUCCGUGUGCAGCUGAUGGGUUUGAGAAGUGAUGUUGGCAGCAUGUUCGCCAUUGGAAAAAUGAAGGAUAAUUGGUUUGGGUGA
Cyphellophora attinorum is the source of this 504-nucleotide messenger RNA. RefSeq names its product DNA-directed RNA polymerase II subunit rpb7. The transcript has 2 exons. Bases 1 to 504 code for a protein of 167 amino acids. Gene Ontology annotation, biological process: positive regulation of translational initiation; transcription initiation at RNA polymerase II promoter; DNA-templated transcription. Gene Ontology annotation, cellular component: P-body; RNA polymerase II, core complex. Gene Ontology annotation, molecular function: translation initiation factor binding; single-stranded RNA binding; single-stranded DNA binding. The record is from RefSeq and is a predicted model, not a curated record. Lineage: Eukaryota; Fungi; Ascomycota; Eurotiomycetes; Chaetothyriales; Cyphellophoraceae.